AUAAUAUAUUAAUAAAGUGUGUGUUGUGUUGAAUGGCAGCCAUAAGUAGUGAUUGUGUUGUUUGAAGCCAUUGAUUGAAACAACUGUUUCGUUAUUAUUACUAAAACAUGACUUUCAAUAAAACGCAUUUCAUUUCAAACCAACAAUUUUUAAGACAAUUUAAACAAUAUUUGAUACCAUUAUCACUGUCUAUAUCUUGAUUAUAGUGUAUAUAAUAGUUAUAUUUUAAUAAUCAAUUGAAUAGAUUUAGUAAAUUUAGUGAAUAUUUUGUGGAAAAAAUGCCCAAAAACUCAAACUCUCGACGCAAUAAAAAAGGGUCUAAUGUCGUGACCAAUCGGCGCGAAGACCUGCGAUCAGUUCUCAGCGAUGAUAACGAUUCAGCCAUUGCUGACAACAUGUCUGUCAUUUCGUUGACUUCUUCGGCCAAAUGGGACAAUGGAAGCGAUGACUUUAACAAUCCAACUGAUGAUAUAAAUGAUGACACAAACAACAUGUCUUAUAUCGAUGACUUUGAGUCCAAAUUGAUUGAAGCGAUCGAUCAGACGAGUGGUAAGAGUGCCAAAACAAGACAAUUGUCUUUGGAUUCCAUCAGAAAAGCAUUAACCACCAGAUUUUGCUACGAUUUCCUAAUUGAUAGGAAAGUAACGAUUGGAGACGUAUUGGAACAUUCAGUCAAACGAAAGGGUGAAGAACUUGGAUCAGCUGCUCUUCUUUCGAGUGUUGUAUUGAUAACAUUGGGUUCAAGUACUGAAAGUGAUGCUAUGUUUGUUGAAAUUGAGUCACAUUUGAUUGCAGCCAUGACUGACGCUUCUGUAUCACCAGUUAUCCGAUCCAAGUGUGCCAUCGCUUUGGGUUUGGGACAUUUCAUAACAAAUAACGGAUUAGAUUCAGUGGAUUCAGUAAUGGAUUUGUUUCAAUCUAUAUUUGGCGCCUCAUUCUUCAAAGGUAACGGUGCGGUCCCAACGCAUACAAACGAGAUUUCAUCACUUCAUGCCAGUGCUCUUUACUCGUGGACUCUACUCUUGACUUUAUACACACCUUCAGCUGCUAUACAUAUGGCUGAAAGACUAGCAAAAAGAAUAUCAGAAUUGUUAGACUCACCUGAUGUUGAUCUUAGGAUUGCUGCCGGAGAAUGCAUUGCAGUGUUGAAUGAAAUAUCACGAGAAUGUGAUGAAGACUUUGAAUUCGAUGAAAUGGAUUUAUUAUGUGAUAAAUUGCGUGCUUUGGCCACUGAUAGUCAAAAAUUUCGAGCGAAAAAGGAUCGGAGACAACAAAGAUCUAGUUUUAGAGAUAUCUUGAAGGCUGUUGAAGAAAGAGAGUCUCCAAAUAUGAUGAUAAAGUUUGGCAGAGAAAGACUAGUCAUUGAUUCGUGGUGUCGGAAGAGACAAUACGAUGCCUUAUGUUAUGUCCUCAAAUCGGGAAUGAAUUUACAUUUAGCUGAAAAUGAUUUAUUGAGAGACAUCUUUGAAUUGGGUGCACCGCUAUCAGCACUAGACAUCAAUUCUAAGUUAACAAAAUUUGAAAGAAACAUGUCAAACAUUGCUAGUUGUAAGGCUCGGACUAAAACUCGAGGUAAGCUUCGGGACAAACGCGCCGAUGUUAUGGCCUGACUGGAACUCAUGUUAGAAAACUGCUUUAAUUAAAUUGGUUUAAAAUGUAUAUAUUAUUUAAUUAAUAUUAGCUAUAAUUUAUUGAAUAAUAUUAUAAUGAAUGGA
Molecule: messenger RNA, 1715 nt
Organism: Oppia nitens
Lineage: Eukaryota; Metazoa; Arthropoda; Arachnida; Sarcoptiformes; Oppiidae
Gene: Ifrd1
Product: interferon-related developmental regulator 2-like
Exons: 6
Coding region: 279-1610 (443 amino acids)
Source: RefSeq, a predicted model, not a curated record